Molecule: messenger RNA, 4035 nt
Organism: Priceomyces carsonii
Lineage: Eukaryota; Fungi; Ascomycota; Pichiomycetes; Serinales; Debaryomycetaceae
Product: putative acid anhydride hydrolase
Exons: 1
Coding region: 1-4035 (1344 amino acids)
Biological process (GO): transmembrane transport; intracellular calcium ion homeostasis
Cellular component (GO): membrane
Molecular function (GO): P-type ion transporter activity; ATP hydrolysis activity; ATP binding
Source: RefSeq, a predicted model, not a curated record
AUGGACAGAGAUAGGGAUAGAGCUCGUAGGAGGUCACAGAAUUCAUCAAGGAGCAGAGGCUCUACUUCUUUAGAUAGACGAAGGGUGAGGCAUGGCUCCGUGACAUCGUUCGACUCUUCUACGAACUAUUUAUUAGAUGAUAACAACCACGAAAUGUACUCUGGGGCUGCCUCAGAGAUAAUGCCGUCAUCAAUUACCUCAUUGCACUACCCACAUAAAUUUGGUAAUCUAAAGAGUCGCCAGGGAUCUGGGGUUUCUUACGAGGUUUCUCUAUUGUUAGAGAAUGAUAAUCAAGUUGAGUUAGGAUCUGUUGGGUCUAAUGCAACAUCAAGUUCGUUUGAAACGCAAGCAAAAUUCAAAUUUUUUUCCCCACAUGAAAUAGAACAGGCACCGGGUGGCUCUACACUUGAAAAUCCCCAAGAUCCCGUUGACUAUAAUACUGAGUGGGAGUAUUCAGUAGGUAAAUACAACAAUGACGAUAUUUUGGAGCAAGAUAUUUCCAAAUCUGUUUCUAGUCUUCAUAGCACUCAGUCACCGGAUGACGGUGAUUAUGGCUCCAUGAGUUCACGCUUCGAUCGCCAUCGUAGACGUGAUUCUGAUUCCGAUAAAAGUAAUUUGUCAGUAAGUGAAAGUUUGAUAUCUCAUAACAAUGUUGAUGACAGCCAAAACAUUUUCCUAUCGACGGCAGAAUACCAAAGAUUUUAUUUGGCUGAAGAAGAUUUAGUAAUCGGUAUUGCAGGUUAUUCCAAUUCCCUUUUGAAGAAAUUUCUUUAUUAUCUAAUAUGCUUCUUCACUUUAGGUAUUGGCUACUUAAUAUUGCGUUGGCUACCCAAAUACAGAAUAAACUUGACAGGAAACAGAUGUCCGUUAGGUAAAGCUGAGUGGUGCGUUGUGGAAAAUGAAUUCGGUGAACUUUCUGUUAUUAAUGUUGAAAGAAGAAAAUACAACGAAAGGUUGUCUAAUUUCUUAACGGUAGUGGAAGAUCUGUUAGGGAAUGGAAUAAAAGAGAAUGAUCCGAUUGUCCACUACAUACAUAGCUUUACCUACCGCUAUAUUAAAUUCUUUUACAAUCCCGUGGAGGGUAUUUUUAAGAGCAAUUCAAGGUGGUACGACUUACAUUGGUUGAAUAUGAAAAACAUCAAAGAUGGGGUUUCUCAAUCUAAAUUUGAGCAGAGGCUUGAGAUCUUUGGAGAAAAUAAUACAGAAAUUGAGGAAAAACCCAUUUCUCAGUUGCUCUCAGAGGAAAUUUUGCACCCGUUCUAUAUUUUUCAAAUUUUCUCGAUAUUCUUGUGGUUGGCCGAUGACUAUUAUUACUAUGCAAGCUGUAUAUUUCUAAUAUCAGUUGCCUCCAUUGUUGAUACCUUGAUAGAAACAAAAUCUACAAUGAGAAGAUUGCAAAAUAUAUCCAGAUUUACAUGUGAAGUUAGAGUGUGGAGAAAUGAAUUUUGGAAGCAAAUUGAAUCUACAGAGCUUGUUCCAGGAGACGUUUUUGAAGUUGAUCCUUCACUAAAUGUGCUUCCAUGCGAUUCAUUACUUCUCAAUGGAGAGUGUAUAGUAAAUGAAUCUAUGUUGACGGGCGAAAGUGUGCCUGUCGCAAAAGUUAGCGCAAACCACGAUACUCUCCAGUCAUUAACAGAUGAUUUUACUUCACCAUUGUUAGCCAAGUCGUUCUUAUAUAGUGGUACCAAGCUUUUAAAGACAAGGUCAACAAAUGAUGAACCUGCUAUCGGAAUGGCUCUAAAGACCGGUUUCAAUACCACCAAGGGAUCUUUGAUAAGAUCAAUGUUAUUUCCUAAGCCGACAGGGUUUAAGUUUUACAGAGAUUCAUUUAAGUACAUUGGCUUCAUGACUUUAAUUGCGGCUAUGGGUUUUAUUUAUUCUACCUAUAACUUCAUUCAACUAGGAAUUUCCAAAAAAGUGAUGACUUUAAGAGCUUUGGACAUCAUAACUAUUGUUGUACCUCCAGCUCUUCCAGCAACGUUGACAAUUGGUACGACAUUUGCCAUUAAUAGGUUGAAGCGUCUACAAAUAUAUUGCAUUGCACCCACAAAAAUUAACAUCGGCGGAAAACUAGAUGUACUUUGCUUUGACAAGACAGGGACUUUGACUGAGGAUGGUUUAGAUGUUUUAGGAGCCCACUUGACUAAAAGCGCUUCAGGAAGAAAAGAAAUCAUCUUCGAGGAUAUCAAAUCAUCACCAAAAGAUCUUAGUAAGAUACAUUCUUUGAAAGAUCAUGAACUGAAUAAUGGAUUGUACUUGUUGGGAUGUAUGGCUACGUGCCAUUCUUUGAAAUUGCUUGAAGGUGAGCUACUUGGGGAUCCGCUUGAUUAUAAGAUGUUCUCCUUUAGUGGGUGGAAAUUUGAAGAAACUGGUACCGGCUUCCAGGUAUACCCUGAUUACAAUAGGAGCGAAGGUUACUGCGUCAUCAAGGAAUUCGAGUUUAUUUCAUCACUUAGAAGAAUGUCAGUUAUUGCAAUGCAAGGCGAUAAUAAGAUGGUAUUCACAAAAGGGGCACCUGAAGUUAUAUGCGAUAUAUGCGAUCCUGAUACGUUACCUUCGAACUAUAGUGAAUUGCUCCACCAAUAUACUCAUGGUGGCUAUAGGGUAAUUGCUUGUGCAUACAAAAGAAUUGCCGAAGAUUUAUCUAGAGAGGCUUCAGAAUCAGGUUUAAAUUUUGCUGGCUUUAUAAUCUUUGAGAACAAGUUAAAAUCCUCAACAACAUCUACGAUUAUGGAAUUGAAAAAUGCAAAUAUUCGUACUGUAAUGUGUACCGGUGAUAAUGUUUUGACUGCGAUUAGCGUCGGCACAGAAUGCAAAUUAAUUGAUGCAUCAUGUAAAGAUAUAUACAUCCCAUCGCUCGAAGAAACUACAAUUGGUUAUCGUAUUACAUGGUCUCAUUUCUUGGAUUCUGAAAAGAAGUUAGACCCAGAGAGUUUUCAGCCUCUUGAUUUGUCAGAGUCUUUGGAUUAUAAAUUGGCAAUCACUGGUGAUAUAUUCCGUUAUUUGCUCACAGAAGUAAAGGAUAGCUACAUUAUCCACCAUGUUUUGAUGAAGUGUGAUAUCUUUGCGAGAAUGUCUCCUGAUGAAAAGCAUGAGUUAGUAGAACAGUUGCAAAAGAUUGAUUACACGGUUGGGUUUUGUGGGGAUGGAGCAAAUGACUGUGGAGCGUUGAAGGCCGCAGAUGUGGGGGUCUCAUUAUCAGAGGCAGAAGCAUCGGUUGCAGCUCCUAUAACUUCAAGGGUCUUUGAGAUAUCGUGUGUUUUGGACGUCAUCAAAGAAGGAAGAUCGAGUUUGGUCACUAGCUUUGCCUGUUUCAAGUAUAUGUCGUUGUAUUCAGCAAUACAGUUUGUUUCCGUUACAAUAUUGUAUCAGCGAGGGACAAACUUAGGUGACUUUCAGUUUUUGUACAUUGAUCUUUUCCUUAUUCUACCAUUGGCUAUUUUUAUGUCAUGGUCUAAGCCAUACUUUAAGAUCAUACCCAAGCGACCUACUGCUAACCUAGUGUCCCCUAAGGUACUCAUUCCUAUGAUUGGUCAUAUACUCAUUAUUCUCCUAUUCCAAACCUCUAUAUGGCUCAAAGUUCAAAAAGAACCCUGGUAUAUUAAACCGGUACCAGGAGGUGAUGACGAAGUUCAGUCUUCUGACAAUACCGUCUUGUUUUUGUUCACGACAUUUCAAUACAUAUUGAUUGCAAUCGUGUUGAGCAGGGGUCCACCCUACAGAGAACCAGUUCACAAGAAUCGUCCUUUUACAGUCAAUGUUGUUCUAGCGAUAGUGAUAUCUAUUUGCUUGUUUACCAUCGAUAGUGACUCAUGGUGGGGUCAAGUCUUCCAGCUUACAAAUCUCUCGCGUGGCUUCUACUGGCUAAUAUUGAUUUGUGCUCUUUUGAAUCUCGUCAUUAUGGUAUCCUGUGAACAUUUAGUAUUUGAUAAAGUGGUGCUUCUCUACAAAAAAAUAUUUCUCAAGCACACUGGUAUAAGCAAGAAGACAUUCAAGAAUCUUCUGAGGGAAUUCAGUAAAAGAGAGACAGUAUAA